AUGUCCUCAGAUAUAAGUGUGUUUGUCACCUCUUCCUUGACAUCUUCCGAAAGAAGAAUUUCGCCAAACUGGACCCUAUCACAUUUCAAAGUCAAACUUGAGCAGAUCACAGGAAUCCCCCCAGCAAAUCAGAAAUUAUUAGUCUAUGGAUCAUCCAAUUCGCCUGAUUAUCAACUAUUGAAGUCCAUUGGUAGCGAAUCCCUGGCCACAUUAUCACAGUUUGAUUUUCUCAAGCCAUUUGUCAGAAUUCAUGUCGACGAUACCAAUCCUAAUCCUGAGCUUGAAGAGCUUGCCAAAUCUAGCCAACAGGAGAUGGAAAACAUUUCUGGCGCUGAUAUUCUUAAUAGUGGAAAGUAUAUUGGGACCGGAUACGAAGAUAAACAGGACACAGUUUUGAAAUGGAAGGAAAAAAACCAAUUGGGGAGAUUCAAUCCUGAAUAUAAAGAGAAACAACAGCAAGAAUUGGAGAAUAACAUCCAAUGUUCCUCGAAGAUUGCCGUCGGUGCCAGAUGUCGUAUCAAGCCAGACUCUUCCAUUACUGUCGAGAGAAGAGGGACGGUUAGAUAUGUGGGGAAGAUUCCUGAAAUCACCUCUACUGGAGCAGAAUUCCCUUGGGUGGGUAUUGAAUUAGAUGAACCAUUGGGGAAAAAUGACGGGAGUAUAAAGGGAAAGAAAUAUUUCAGCUGUAAUGCAAAAUAUGGAUCUUUUGCCAAACCUACCAACGUUGAGAUCGGGGACUUCCCAUCGCUAAUGGAUGAAUUAAUGGAUUCCGAUGAUGACAUCAAUGAGGAAUUGUAA
This is a messenger RNA of Saccharomycopsis crataegensis, 798 nucleotides long. It is a transcript of the gene ALF1, whose product is annotated as Alf1p. The record is from RefSeq and is a predicted model, not a curated record. Gene Ontology annotation, biological process: cytoplasmic microtubule organization. Gene Ontology annotation, cellular component: nucleus; cytoplasm; microtubule plus-end. Gene Ontology annotation, molecular function: microtubule plus-end binding. Bases 1 to 798 code for a protein of 265 amino acids. NCBI's taxonomy places the organism in Eukaryota, Fungi, Ascomycota, Saccharomycetes, Ascoideales, Saccharomycopsidaceae. The transcript has a single exon.